This is a messenger RNA of Pyricularia oryzae 70-15, 510 nucleotides long. RefSeq lists its product as uncharacterized. Lineage: Eukaryota; Fungi; Ascomycota; Sordariomycetes; Magnaporthales; Pyriculariaceae. The transcript has a single exon. The record is from RefSeq and is a predicted model, not a curated record. The annotation marks the transcript as partial.
CUCGUAUUUGUUUCAAGCUUUCUCACCUUUGGCGAGAUACACAUCAUAUGUCAACAAUUCGACCGCGUGUGGCGUCCAGACAAACAAGUUCUAUGGAACGGUGUGGAGGGCUUUCGCCACGUGGUUCAGAAAUGGGCGAACAAGAAUGGUCUACAGACAAUGACGACGGUGAUGGGUUCCUUGUUAGACAAGAGCAAUCCAUCGUAUGGAAAGAGUGGAAGCAAUAAAAGGAGCAACUACAUGAAAGGGGCUUCUGCUCUAUUUGCAUGGUACAUAUCCAAAGGUGACAAAGUCAUUGUAUUGGCCUUACCCCCCGAUGAGAACGGAGACCGCUUCAACCCGUCGCCAUACACCAACUACCGCGGCAUCGAAGAGCCGAUCGUCAAGGGUCAGCUUGGAAACAGGGCCGUGGGGGAAAUGCUGAUACUUCACCCCACAGUUCCUGGAGCUGAUAAGUUCUUUUAUCCUUUGUGGCCGAUGGACGGACAGAAGGCCAUGAAAGCAAUUCUG